This is a messenger RNA of Olea europaea var. sylvestris, 501 nucleotides long. RefSeq lists its product as uncharacterized. The transcript has 2 exons. NCBI's taxonomy places the organism in Eukaryota, Viridiplantae, Streptophyta, Magnoliopsida, Lamiales, Oleaceae. The record is from RefSeq and is a predicted model, not a curated record. The coding region runs from base 1 to 501 and encodes 166 amino acids.
AUGGAGAGACUACAGAGGAGCCUUGCUACUGAAUUUGAGGUGAAGGAUUUGGGACCAAUGCAAUACUUUCUGGGAACGGAAGUUGCUAGAUCUAAGAGAGGCAUCAGUUUAUCGCAACGGAAAUAUGUCAUUGAUCUUUUAAUCGAAAUCGGCAUGCUUGGAUGCAAACCAAGUGAUGCACUCGUGGAUGUGGGAAAGAAAAAUGAAGAUGGAGGAAAGCCAGUGGAAAUUGAUAGAUACCAAAGCCUGGAAAGUCACCUAGAAGCCGUCUAUAAGAUACUCAGAUAUUUUAAGGGAUCCGCAGGUAAGGGGCUGCUCUUCAAAAGGGGCGAAAAGAAAGACAGAGAAGUUUACACAGAUGCAGAUUGGCCAGGUUCAAUCGAAGAUAGAAGGUCAACUAUUGGGUAUUGUGCCUUUGUAUGGAAAAAUUUGGUAACAUGGAGAAGUAAAAAACAGAAUGUAGUGGCCAAAAGAGUGCAGAAGUUGAAUUUAGAGCUAUAG